GGCUUCGGAGGUUUAGGGGAAGCGGAGUGGGUGGCCGGUGGGCCGCAGCGGUCUCCCAACAACCUUUGUGUAGAGCCGUUCACUCCUCGGGCGGCUGCGGUGGGCACACCCGGGGGCGUCGGCCACCGCGGACAGGUUAGCGUGGGGGAGGGGACGAGCACCGAAGUAGCCCUUCUCCAGCCAGUGAGUCCAAGCCAGCCCAUCUCCCACCAUGUCCGACGAGACGUCGGCCACCACUUCCUACGAGAAGUUUCUAACCCCAGAGGAACCCUUUCCGCUCCUAGGAGCACCUCGCGGGGUAGGCACCUGCCCCAGCGAGGAACCCGGGUGCUUGGACAUCAGCGACUUUGGCUGCCAGCUCUCUUCCUGCCAUCGCACGGAUCCGCUCCACCGGUUUCACACCAACAGGUGGAACCUCACUUCUUGUGGUACGAGUGUGGCGAGCUCAGAGUGUAGCGAAGAGCUGUUCUCAUCAGUUUCUGUUGGUGAUCAAGAUGAUUGCUACUCUCUGCUAGAUGAUCAAGACUUCACUUCUUUUGACUUAUUCCCCGAAGGAAGUGUCUGCAGUGAUGUCUCCUCUUCUAUCAGCACGUACUGGGAUUGGUCAGAUAGCGAAUUUGAGUGGCAGUUACCAGGCAGUGACAUUGCCAGUGGAAGUGAUGUACUUUCUGACGUCAUACCUAGUAUUCCAAGUUCGCCUUGUCUGCUCUCUAAAAAGAAAAACAAGCACCGGAAUCUAGAUGAACUUGCUUGGAGUGCGAUGACAAAUGAUGAGCAGGUGGAAUAUAUUGAGUAUCUGAGCCGUAAAGUCAGUACUGAGAUGGGCCUUCGGGAGCAACUUGAUAUUAUUAAAAUCAUCGAUCCCUCUGCUCAAAUCUCCCCUACUGACAGUGAGUUCAUUAUUGAACUUAAUUGUCUCACAGAUGAAAAACUGAAGCAGGUCAGAAACUAUAUCAAGGAACAUAGCCCUCGCCAGCGGCCUGCAAGGGAGGCCUGGAAGAGAAGCAACUUUAGCUGUGCAAGCACCAGUGGAGUGAGCGGUGCCAGUGCCAGUGCCAGCAGCAGCAGUGCCAGCAUGGUCAGUUCUGCAAGCAGCAGUGGGUCCAGUGUUGGAAACUCUGCUUCAAACUCCAGUGCCAACAUGAGCCGAGCACACAGUGACAGCAACCUGUCUGCAAGUGCAGCAGAGCGGAUUCGGGAUUCAAAAAAGCGAUCCAAGCAGCGAAAGUUACAGCAGAAGGCCUUCCGCAAGAGGCAGCUGAAGGAGCAGAGGCAGGCCCGGAAGGAGCGGCUCAGUGGGCUCUUCCUUAAUGAAGAGGUGCUCUCCUUAAAAGUGACUGAGGAAGAUCAUGAAGCAGAUGUGGAUGUUUUGAUGUAAUCGGGUGAAUUGGUCGGCAUUCUUUCGAAGCGUUAUUCUCGCCUCAUUAGUUUACAUGCAUCUUGACCAAAAUUUUGGUUACGGUUGUGCUGAUAAUUUAGGCCAGUGGUUCUCCGAGGGUAGCCCCAGUACCAGCAGCUUUCAGCAUCACCUGAAAGACAUUAGAGUUAGAUCUGGAACCCCAUUCCAGACCCAUAGGCAGUGUGGAUUUAGAGCAGCACUGUAUUGUAACCAAUGCCAGGUUAUUCUCUCUUAAGGACCACUGGUAAACAUUUUAGCUACUAUCACUUUCUGGGGCGAAGUGGGCUUUUCAAAGUUAGGGGAUUUCAAAGUCCUGGUGACAAGUAGUGUAUUUUGUCAGUAUAUGUGUGGGGUCCAUAAUUCAGUUUCCUUCUUAAUGAUUAGAUUUCUGUAGUUUACCUUUUCUAGAGGGCCGUAGUAGAAUUCUUAGUUCCUAGGGGCAAAUCUUUUUUGAGGUGAGGGUGCACAUAAGGUAUGCAUUGCUGUUUACAAUAGUGCCUUCCUUAGGUUUAGUCCCAGCUUCACUAACCGU
Molecule: messenger RNA, 1931 nt
Organism: Acomys russatus (golden spiny mouse)
Lineage: Eukaryota; Metazoa; Chordata; Mammalia; Rodentia; Muridae
Gene: Fam199x
Product: family with sequence similarity 199, X-linked
Exons: 6
Coding region: 212-1378 (388 amino acids)
Source: RefSeq, a predicted model, not a curated record